ACGUCGUCUGCCUGCGCCGGAUGUGGCGGCCCCGAGAGCGCGCCGCUGAGCUCAGGGGAGGGAAGUGAUCCUCGCUGCCGCUCCGGCUCCUCGGGGGCGGCGGCUCCUCGGUCUCCCGCUAGUAGGGAGACUGCGCCAUGGGAGACGAGAUGGAUGCGCUGAUACCCGAACGGGAGAUGAAGGAUUUUCAGUUUAGGGCACUGAAGAAAGUUCGAGUCUUUGAUGCCCCUGAAGAACUGUCCAAAGACCGUUGCAGUAUGCUUGCUGUGUCUAAUAAGUAUGGUUUGGUGUUUGCUGGAGGAGCCACUGGGUUUCGCGUUUUCCCUACCAAAAAUCUUCUUAUUCAGAAUCGACCUGGGGAAGAUCCUAAUAAAAUUGUUGAGAAAGUUCCAAAUAUAUUUAUCCCUAUGAAAUUUCCUGUAUACCACUUGGCUUUGAGCUGUGAUAAUCUGACACUCUCUGUGUGUAUGGUGUCCAGUGAAUUUGGCCUCAUUGCUUUUUUUGAUGUUCGUACGUUCUCAAAUGAGGCUAAACAGCAGAAACGCCCAUUUGCCUAUCACAAACUGACGAAAGAUGCUGGUGGUGUGGUUGUCGAUAUGAAGUGGAAUCCUACUGUCCCCACCAUGGCAGCAGUUUGUCUGGCUGAUGGAAGUAUCGCAGUUUUACAAGUCACAGAUGCGGUGAAAGUGUCCGCAAGCCUUCCACCAUCUGUGGCAGUAACAUCUGUAUGUUGGAGUCCUAAAGGAAAGCAACUUGCUGUAGGAAAACAUAAUGGAACUGUGAUCCAGUAUCUCCCUACAUUGCAGGAGAAAAAAGUAAUUCCUUGCCCUCCAUUUUAUGAAGCAGAUCAUCCUGUAAGAGUUCUCGAUGUGCUGUGGAUUGGUACAUAUGUCUUCUCAAUAGUGUAUGCAGCAGCAGAUGGGACCUUGGAAACUUCCCCAGAUGUGGUGAUGACUGUACUACCUGUCCCACUUAGUAUCAAACCCUUCCUUAUAACAAAGAAAAAAAUAGUUAAGCAAAAACAACCAGUAGAGUUGGCCACCUCUGACAGUAGGUGCAACAUUCUGCCUCUGUGGUUCUCCAUCUCUUUGCCAAAAGGGAAGAAGAAAAAAGAAGAUAAGCACCCUGAGAUAUUUGUGAAUUUCAUGGAGCCAUGCUAUGGCAGCUGCACUGAAAGACAGCAUCAUUACUAUCUUAAUUAUAUUGAGGAAUGGGACCUAGUACUAGCAGCCUCUGCAGCCUCAACUGAAGUCAGCAUCCUUGCCCGGCAGAAUGAUCAGACUAACUGGGAAUCCUGGCUUCUGGAAGACUCUAGCCGAGCAGAACUGCCUGUUACUGAUAAGAGUGAUGAUUCCCUGCCUGUGGGUGUUGCUAUAGACUAUACCAGCCAAGUAGAAAUACCCAUCAAUGACGAAAAGACUCUUCCUCCUGCUCCAGUUCUGAUGUUACUUUCAACAGAUGGGGUACUUUGUCCAUUUUAUAUGAUCAAUCAAAAUCCUGGUCUCAGGUCUUUGAUUAAGACUCCAGAACAACUUACUAUAGAAGGAGAACGACAGCCCAAAUCAUCAGGAAGUACUCCCACAACCCCAACGUCCACUCAAGCCCCUCUGAAGCUUGAAACAUCACCAGCUCUGGCUCCAGCUUCAGCUCCAGCUCCAGCUCCAGCUCCAGCUCCAGCUCCAGCUCCAGUUUCUGCCCCACCUUUAAACCUUGCCACGACAACUGCUGCUUUCAUUUUGCCUACAGUCACUCUCCCUACUGCCACCUUCCCAUUUGGUUCUUCAUCCUUGAAAUCAUCCAGUUUGAUGUCAGGGGAUCCUCCUCCUUAUCCCUUUUCCUCAGAGAGCUCCAAACCAACUCUAACCUCUGCUGUAACUAGUGCACCAGCCUUCUCUUUUACACCUCCUUCUAAGACUCCCCUGUCCUCAGCCCCGUCCCUAGCCCCCAUGACUACCUCUGCAUCUUCCUUCUAUUUUGGAUCACCUGCUUUUAAACCUGCGGUGGAAAAUACUCCAGUGGCUAGCAUGUCUACUCCACACAUAGGGGCAAAGACAUCUUUCCCACCUACAUCUUCUGCAGCCAAAGUAAACCUAAAUGAAAAGUUUCCUGCUGGGGAGACAUCUACACCCAUCAGCAGUUCACAAAGCAACUCUUCAGUGCUGUCAUUUUCCACAGCUUCCAAAUCGGCUUCUGCUGGCCCUGUCAGUCACUCCACACCUCUCUCAUCUUCAUCUAGCUCAGUCUCAGCAAAGUCAUCAGUAUCUCCAUCUGUUUCAGGACGCUCUUCCCAGAGCAGUCCAGUAUCCUCAAUGGUGCAGAAAUCGGCCAGAAUCACUGCUCCAGUGGCAAAGUCAAGUACUACUCAGGCCAAAUCGCCACAAUCUGCCGUUGGGGUAGAAAAGCAGCAGCAUCAGUGGAAAGAUUCAGAUCCUGUGAUGGCUGGAAUCAGUGAAGAGAUUGCACAUUUCCAAAAGGAGAUGGAAGAGCUAAAAGCCCGAACUUCGAAAGCCUGUUUCCAAGUUGGCACCCCUGAGGAGAUGAAGAUGCUACGGACAGAAUCAGAAGACUUACACACCUUUCUCCUGGAGAUUAAAGAGACAACAGAGUCUCUUCAUGGAGAUAUUAGCACCCUGAAGACCACCUUACUAGAGGGUUUUGCAGGGGUUGAAGAGGCAAGAGAACAGAAUGAAAGAAAUCAUGACUCUGGAUAUCUUCAUUUACUCUAUAAAAGACCACUGGAUCCUAAGAGUGAAGCUCAGCUUCAGGAAAUUCGUCGUCUUCAUCAAUAUGUUAAAUUUGCAGUCCAAGAUGUGAAUGAUGUUCUAGAUCUGGAGUGGGACAGACAUCUGGAAGAGAAGAAGAAACAAAAGCGUCUGCUUGUUCCAGAGCGAGAGACACUAUUUAACACUCUUGCCAACAACCGGGAGAUAAUCAACCAGCAGAGGAAGAGGUUGAAUCAUCUGGUAGACAGUUUACAGCAGCUCCGACUUUAUAAUCAAACCUCUCAGUGGAGCAUACCCAAUGAAAGCCCUUCUCAGAGCAGUACUCAGAGCUUUGACAAUGACCUUGAAAGCUUGCGCAAUGCUCUAAUGAAAACCACCAUUGAAUCUCACACCAAGCCACUACCCAAAAUACCAGCUAAAUUGUCCCCUGUGAAACAGGCACAGCUGAGGAAUUUUUUGGCCAAAAGGAAAACCCCACCAAUAAGAUCUACUGCACCAGCCAGUCUCUCCCGAUCGGCCUUCCUAUCGCAGAGAUAUUAUGAAGAUUUGGAUGAAGUAAGCUCCACAUCUUCCAUUUCCCAGUCUCUGGAGAAUGAUGAACCACAGAUUUUAUACAGAGAUGAGGAUGCAGUAGCCCAAGUAGUCCAUCGACAUGCUCCAGUAGUUCGCACUUCUUCUGUUCAGCCGACCCUUUUGUCUCAAGCUCCUCCUUUCGCAAAAACUCAUCUGCCACUCAGCUCCUCUCCUAGUCUGGUAGGGAGUUUAAUGUCUACAUCUACCAGCAAAAUUGUUCCACAAGGGGCUGACAGCACAAUGCUUGCAACCAAAACUGUGAAACAUGGAGCACCAAGUCCUUCUGUCACCAUCUCAGCUCCACAAGCAGCUGCUGCUGCUGCUCUAAGACGACAAAUGGCCAUUCAGGUUCCAGCCGUGAACACCUCCUUGACAGAAUCAACUCUGAAAAAUGUCCCUCAAGUCGUCAAUGUGCAGGAAUUGACAAACAGUUCCCCAAUUCCCACUGCAACGUUAGGGUCACCAGUACCACAGUCAACAGCCAAAACAACCCUUCAGUUGUUUGCUACAGUGGCUGCCAGUCAACCUAAGCAGGGGUCUCUCAUAAAUUCAGUCAAGACACAGUCUCCACCUGGUCCUCCACAGAUACCACCAAUGGUCACAUCUAGUCAACUUUCAGCUGGUGACAAAGUCUCAGGACCAGGGACAACCAAGAUGGAAGCAACUGUGACUUCAACUUCAUCGACAACUGGACCGUUCAACAAACCAUUUUCAUUCUCUUCAUCAGGGACUGGCUUUAACUUUGGAGCAAUAACAUCAGCACCACCUUCUAACUUCACCGUCUCACAAGUGACAGCAGCCACAGCUAAAGAGCUGAACCUAUAUGAUACAUUCUCAUUUAAUUCAGGAAUCUUGCAAACAGCCAGCACUACUGGAGCAGCAUUCAGCUCUUCUGGAGAUGUGGCCCCAUCUAAUAAACCAGCAGCACCAGCAGCUACUGUGGCAGCCACUUCCAUAACAUCCAACAAGCCUGAUGCACCUUCCCUAAAGCUGGGCGAGCAUCUGUUUCCAAAUUCCUUGGCUGGAGAAACAUUAGGCAGUUUCUCGGGACUGAGGGUUGGCCAGGCAGAUGAUAAUGCAAAAACCUCCAGUAAGACUUCAUCCAUAAACUUACCUAGUGUACAGCCUGCCAAGAUGUCAACCAUAGCUUCAGAAUUUAGCUUCAGCAGUUCCCCUCUCCUAGGGAAGCCCACAGAUGCUCCUGUUACCUCAACCAUGACCACCACAACAGUAACAACGUCGGCCAGCACGGGCCCUAGUAGCUCUGUGGGUAGUUUAUUUGGUGGCCUCCAGCUCACCAGCUCAGGAGCCUCGGGAGCUCUGAAUCUUGGUGGGACCUCUUUGAGUGGCAACAAGUCCACCUUUUCAUUUGGACAGACUAGCAGUACAAUGCCCCUUCCUUCAACAACACCUGCACCAUCCACUGCCCCACCUGCCACUCUCCCUGUGUCAGCAUCCCCAUUGUCAUUCAGUAAUCUCUUGAGUUCCCCUUCUGCUCCUGUCCUUCCUGGGUCUCCUAGCAAAAGUACGGGAGAUGCCAAGCCAUUAGUCUCUUUGUCAGAGAAGCCAGAGGACAGCGAGGUGCCAGCCUCUGCCAUCCCCGCACUUGCUGAGCAGCAGCAGCAGCAGCAGCCGCAGCCAUCGGAGCAGCUGCCAGCCCCAGGGGCACCUCUGGAGACGAUUAAAAAGGAGCCUGCACUCCCGCCACCUGUGGGAGGGGACUCCGGUGCCUCUGCAGCUAGCGAAAUUAGUGCUGGCCCAGGAGCACCUUCCACAGAAGCCAGUGGAGCAGCUGCAAGUGUUCCUGAAGCCAAAGUGAAGGCCGAGGCCUCUUCUCUGUCCACCUUGUCAGUGCCUGAACAAAAUGAAGCAACAGCAGCCUCUGCCUCCAGUGUGACCCAGGGGACAACGGCACCUCCCAGUGUUCCACCCCCCUCUAAUAGUGUGGCUUCUCUGACCCCAACCCCAUCUGGGUUUGGGGCUGCUGCUGCUGCAGGCACCUCUGUGUUCUCACCAACUCCUACCACUAGCUCCACGGGUUCUGCUUUCAGUCAGCCAGCCAGUGAGGCUGCCCCUGCCCCUUCUGCAACCUCUGUGUUUGGACAGUUGGCGGCCACCUCGGCACCUUCCCUGUUUGGGCAGCAGACAGGCACUACUGCCACCACCACAACAGCCACUCCCCAGGUUUCCAGCCCAGGGUUUGGGAGUCCUGCUUUUGGUACCCCUCCCACCGGGGGCUUUGGGCAAGCGGCGUUUGGACAAGCACCUGCCUUUGGGCAGCCAGCGAGCAGCUCCACAAGUGGGUUUUCAUUUAAUCAGACUGGUUUUGGCUCAGUCCCUGCCUUUGGGCAACCUGCUUCGUCUACUACAGCAGUCAGUAGCGGAAAUGUCUUUGGUGCUUCCUCUAGCACCAACAGUGCUAGUUCCUUCUCUUUUGGACAGUCUUCUGCCAGUACUGGUGGCAGUCUUUUUGGACAGAGCAACCCCCCAAGCUUUGGGCAGAGCACAGGCUUUGGCCAAGCAGGCUCUGUGUUUGGUGGCGCUGCAGCCACUACAACUGCCUCAUCUUCUGGCUUCAGCUUUUGCCAGGCUUCAGGUUUUGGUUCCAGCAAUACAGGUUCUGUGUUUGGUCAAGCAGCAGGCACUGGAAGCACAGUCUUUGGCCAGCAGUCAUCUUCUUCAAGUGGCGGUUUGUUUGGGUCUGGAAGCACUGGAAGAGGUGGGGGUUUCUUCAGUGGCCUUGGAGGAAAACCUAGCCAGGAUGCCGCCAACAAAAACCCAUUCAGCUCAGCCAGUGGAGGAUUUGGAUCUGCAACCACCCCAAAUACUUCUAACCUUUUUGGAAACAGUGGGGCCAAGACCUUCGGUGGAUUCUCCGGCUCAUCAUUUGGAGAUCAAAAGCCUGCAGGCACCUUCAGUUCUGGAGGAGGAAGUGUAGCAGCACAAGGUUUUGGAUUCUCUAGUCCAACCAAAGCAGGUGGCUUUGGUGCUGCUCCAGUGUUUGGCAGCCCUCCUACUUUUGGGGGAUCCCCUGGGUUUGGAGGGGUGCCAGCAUUCGGUUCAGCCCCAGCCUUUACAAGCCCUCUGGGCUCGACGGGAGGCAAAGUGUUCGGAGAGGGGACCGCAGCUGCCAGCGCUGGAGGAUUUGGGUUUGGUAGCAGUAACAAUACCACAUCAUUUGGCACCCUUGCAAGUCAAAAUGCGCCCACCUUUGGGUCAUUGUCCCAACAGACUCCUGGUUUUGGGACACAAAGCAGUGGAUUCUCUGGUUUUGGAUCAAGUGGAGGAGGAUUUGGCUUUGGAUCAUCCAACACGUCAACCCCAGGGUUUGGUGGAUGGAGAAGCUGAAGGGAUCCUGGCGUUUUUUCUGUUCCUGGGACUGACUGCAUGCUCACUCACCUUCUCAGACACAAGUCUUGUACCAACUGUGUAAAGGGCACAUGCUCUCCCUUUUUUUAAACUGAAGAUGCUGAAUGCUUAUUUUUUAUUUUUUUUUUCUCUAUUAAACUAUUUGGCCUCUUUCUGCACAGAAUGUGUGAGGGUUAUUUACAGUCUCUAGUCAGGGGAAAAAGAUUUCUGCUGGACUGGAGAAAUUCACGCAGCCUGAGGUCAACUUGAGGGAUGAUCAGAACAUGUGCCCUCCCAAGUGCACCCAUGGUACCAUCAUGUUGGAAAAAGGAGAAACUGACGGCAGCUAGUUGGCGCAGUGGAUAGAGCAGCAGCCCUGAAGUCAGGAGGAUCUGCAUUCAAAUGUGGCCUCAGACACUUAACACUUCCUAGCUGUGUGACCCUGGGAAAGUCAUUCAACCCCAAUUGCCUCAGCAAAAAAAAAGAAAAGAAAAGAAAGAAGGAGAAACUCACUUUCAACUAAAAAUAAACAUCAGGACUAAUGCAGAUGUAGCAGUAUCUUUAAAUAAAGUUAGGUGAGGAGCAAACACUUAGUUCAUCUGCCUCUCCUUGGUGAAACAUUAUAUUAAUAUCCUACUAGUGCUUUGCUUCUUUCUUGGUUUAUGUAUUUGAAAUCCUUAGAGAGAGUUCCAUAAGGGAUGGUGAUCCCCCUCCAGACUCCAUAUCUCCUUCCUCCUAUGUCAGACUCCUUAGUUUUUUCUUUCCUGCUAUUGACAUCCCUAACAAACAUGUAAUAGCUGAGUCCCAUUUUUAGAUGGUCAGUCAUUCAUUCCCCAGAGAUUUGUGUCAAGUUGGGGGAACAUGAAGAAUUAAAUUGCUUCAUUGAUUCAUUUAUGUUACUUUUUGAAAAAAGACUGUGGCUCAUUUGUAUUAUACUAUUGACCUCCAGCAAUCUCCACUGGGCUCAGGCAGGAUCUGGGACACUGUGUGUUUCCAUUCCUAUCUUUUCUUCAACUUGGAGGAACCAGUUAAUUGAAAAGCCAGCAUUUAUCUCCAUGAUUUCAUUGACCUUGGUAGCUACUCUUAGCAAACCUCGAGGACCAUUGUGCCAGAUUGGUGUCCUUGGAUAGAGAAACUAGAAUUGAGAAUACUAGGCGAUUUCACGUACAUUAACUACCCUUUCUACAGAACUGAGGAAAUAGACAAAGGUAGUAAGAGUAGUCCUUUCUUAACCCUCAGAGGAAGUUCUGUGCAAGCAUGAAUAUGAUCUUUUAAGUCCUUUUCCUGACCUAUCAAUGAUUCUUUGAACAGUCUAUUUGUGUAGAAUUGUAUCUGAUGGUGUCUUGGAUCAUAAUUUUAUUUUUAUGGAAGAGUUUGUUUCUCACACUAUAAUAUUUUUCAGGCAGGCCUGAAUAUUUUAAUUUCAGUUUCCCAGGCUCUUACACAUGUGUUGUUUUAUCAGACUCCUCCAGAAUUCUUGUGGGGAGGGGAUGGGUAAGAGUGGCAAGAGAUGCCAAAGGGGAAGGGGUGAAGAAGAUUCCCUGUGGGCAUUCAGUCUGAGAAGGUUGUGCCAUUAGACUAGAGAAAAAGAAAUCUAUGAGUGUCUUACAUGUUGGUGGAAAACUGUUUUAAAGUAUGUGAAUAAAAAUGUUACAUGACAUUAAAUGGUCACCUUG
Sarcophilus harrisii (Tasmanian devil) is the source of this 8320-nucleotide messenger RNA. RefSeq names its product nucleoporin 214 (gene NUP214). NCBI's taxonomy places the organism in Eukaryota, Metazoa, Chordata, Mammalia, Dasyuromorphia, Dasyuridae. Gene Ontology annotation, biological process: RNA export from nucleus; protein import into nucleus. The transcript has 37 exons. The record is from RefSeq and is a predicted model, not a curated record. Gene Ontology annotation, cellular component: nuclear pore. Bases 138 to 6644 code for a protein of 2168 amino acids. Gene Ontology annotation, molecular function: structural constituent of nuclear pore; protein binding.